CACGUUUCAUGAACUUGCAAUCUCUUCUGCAUAGUAUUUACUCUCUUGUUGUUUCAGUAUAAAUAGGGUCAUCAACCUCACUCCAUCUGCAAGUCCUUGAGCUUAUCUCUACUUUUUGUGUCUCCCUCAUCAUCUCAAUCCUCCAAAAGCCUAACAUGUCCACAAUGCUGAAAUCAGGCAUGAAAAUUGAGGAGAAAAAAGGGAAGAAAACAGCACAGGCCAGCUCCAGAAAGGGGUGCAUGAGAGGUAAAGGAGGUCCCGAGAAUGCCACUUGCACCUACAAAGGUGUGAGGCAGAGAACCUGGGGGAAAUGGGUUGCUGAAAUCCGUGAACCCAAUCGUGGUGCUAGACUCUGGCUAGGGACAUUUGAAACCUCUCAUGACGCUGCUUUGGCUUAUGAUGCUGCAGCACGUAAGCUUUAUGGCCCUGAUGCCAAACUCAAUUUACCAGACCUUUCUUUGCCCCCACUGAAACCACCUCAGUUUCCCCCACCACCACCUCCUGGUACCAGCACUCAAACUCUUGAUAUGGAGAAUCUGCAACAGCCCCUGAUGCAAAACAACAUAGACAUUCCAACUUGUUCUAAUUUCAAUUUCAACCCUGCAGUCUCCAUGGCCUCUCAGGAGGUUGGAGUCACUCCAAUUUACACCAGUGAUUGCAUCGUGUCCCUUCCCUUGGACACCAAUCCUAAGCCAAUUGCAACCUACCCAAAACUUGAGGGGAUUGAGGGAGAGUUUUCUCCAUCUUGGGAGACAAUGAACGAGACUUUACCUGUUUUUGAUGAUUCUAUCUGGGCCGAAGCUGCUAUGUCUCUAGAUCUUCCUCUAAUUGCAGCAGAGAAUGAGAUUUACACACCGGAGAACAACAACUUGGCAGAUGUGGAUAUGUGGGACCCUCAAACUCCAUGGUGCAUGUAAUGUCAUCCUUUGAGUCACAACUCCCUUUGAGUCACAUCUCAUAAGGGCAAGGACAAGCAGCUAUUAUACCUUAUAGUAGCUGCGAUCUGGUGUUUUCUAUAUAUAUAUAUAUACACGGUGUAUAGAGGGGUAAAGACAUCUGUGUUACCACUGGUUUGGUAAUAAGAUAUAAUAUAUAUAGAUACUGUACUACUACUAUAUAUAUUGUGUAUGUGUCUUUUAAGUUACCACAUAUAUGUAUGUAAAUAUUACUUAAUAGUGUUAGGGAUGGUGGUCGUGUCCCCUUUCGUCCUCUAUAAUCCCUAAGUGUCCCCUUUCGUCCUCUAUAAUCCCUAAGUGGUGUGUCCUCUCGUGCCCUAUUACCAAAUAAGUCAUUUAGAGGUUUCGUCUCAAAUAUCGGUUUGUGCCCUAUCUAUUGUCUCGGUAUUAAUAAGUUGUUUAGGUUUUGUGCCCUAUCUAUCGUCUCGUUUAGGUUUUGUGCCCCAUCUAUCGUCUCGUCUCGGUAUUUUGUGUCCUAUCGUCCUGUAUCAAUAAGGUAUUAAUAAGUUGUUUAGGUUUUGUGUCCUAUCGUCCUGUAUCAAUAAAGUAUUAGUAAGUUGUUUAGGUUUUGUACCCUACGACUUGUAUCAAAAGUUGUUUAGAUUUUGUGCCCUAUGUGUUUGUUCGGCCUUUGUUUUGUUUAGGUUUUGCACAGUUUUGUGCAGUGUAUCAUCUGUGUCUUCAAUAAGUACUAUAUGAAUAUCCAUCUGUGUCUUCAAUAAGUACUAUAUCAAUAGGUCUCGUUGGUUUUGUGCAGCGAGCGAGAUAUAUGUAAGCUGCAAGCAUGAGAUCAUGUUGCUUUCCUGCAGCCUGAGAUAUAUGUAAGCAGAUUGUGUUUUGUGACUUUUAUGUCAAUAAGUAUUAUAUUAACCGAUGGUGCAAAGUGAGAUAUGUUUGUAAGCAGCUUAUGAGUUUUAUGAGAUAUGUGAGAGCAGCUUGUGACUUGUAUGUCAUAAAGUAUGUAUGCACUUUCUUAUCUGCAUAAAUAAUAAGAUGUCUUAUGCCUGUUUAUGUUUA
This is a messenger RNA of Vigna unguiculata (cowpea), 1973 nucleotides long. Its product is annotated as dehydration-responsive element-binding protein 2D-like. Gene Ontology annotation, biological process: positive regulation of DNA-templated transcription; response to stress. The record is from RefSeq and is a predicted model, not a curated record. Gene Ontology annotation, cellular component: nucleus. NCBI's taxonomy places the organism in Eukaryota, Viridiplantae, Streptophyta, Magnoliopsida, Fabales, Fabaceae. Gene Ontology annotation, molecular function: transcription cis-regulatory region binding; DNA-binding transcription factor activity.